Cololabis saira (Pacific saury) is the source of this 6302-nucleotide messenger RNA. RefSeq names its product progestin and adipoQ receptor family member VI (gene paqr6). The record is from RefSeq and is a predicted model, not a curated record. Gene Ontology annotation, molecular function: signaling receptor activity. Lineage: Eukaryota; Metazoa; Chordata; Actinopteri; Beloniformes; Belonidae. The coding region runs from base 78 to 1727 and encodes 549 amino acids. The transcript has 11 exons. Gene Ontology annotation, cellular component: membrane.
CUCAUGAAGCUCGGCCGCUGCAGGGACUGUGGGGGGGAGGACGGGGUCAGUAGAUCUGCUUCCUGUCCACCUGAGACAUGUCCAGGGAGGGGUCCGUGCUGGCGCUGAGGAAGUGCCUGGCCUGCCUGGAGUUCAUGUUGUUCCCGGUGUGGCGGGGGAUUGGGGCCGGCGGCGGCGGCGCCGGCUGGAGCCAGGGCUGGGGCCGCUGCCUGAGAUGGGAGCCCUACAGUCGGUACCGGGGGCCCAGGAUGCCGGCGUUUGACUACCCGGUGUGGCUGGUGCUGUGUCGCCGAGGCCGGGCCCGGUUCAGGGAGGUCUGCCAGCGGGGCCGAGGGGCCAUCAGGCUGCCCACCGACAUGCUGAGCAUCAAGCUGCCGCAGCUGUUCGACAUCCAUCAGAUCCCCAAGGUGUUCAGGGAGGACAGCAUCAUCUCCGGCUACCGCCACCCCAGCAGCUCGGCCCUGGACUGUGUCCUCAGCAGCUUCCAGUUGACCAACGAGACCAUCAACAUCUGGACCCACUUCCUGCCCACAUGGUACUUCCUGUGGCGGUUCUCGGUCCUGUGCGCCACCAUGAACUUCCUGAGCGACAGCUACACGUGGCCGCUGCUGGUCUACAUGCUGCUCAUCUGCAUCUACCCCUUCACCUCCAGCUGCGCCCACACCUUCAGCACCAUGUCCCCGGAGUCCCGCCACAUCUGCUACUUCUUCGACUACGGCGCCCUCAGCCUCUACAGCCUCGGCUGCGCCAUCGGCUACGGCUACUACGUCAUGCCGGACUGCUGGGUCAACACGUGGCUCCAUCAGCACUUCGUCCCCAUCGCCAUCGGAAACACGCUGUUCUGCACCAGCAUGUCCUGUUACUCCAGGUUCCUGGAGCUGCAGUUCCCUCAGAGGAGUAAAGCUCUGCGGACGGCGGCGUUCAUCGUGCCCUUCAUCUUCGACACGGUGCCCCUGUUCUACAGGAUCCUCCUGUGCUGCGGGUGGAGCUGCGGUCCGAGCGGCGCCCUGUCCAGUCACUGCUACCACCUCCUGUUCGCCUUCCUCACCUGCUUCCUGUUCACCGCCCACCUCCCGGAGAGGCUGGCCCCCGGGCGCUUCGACUACUUCGGCUGCGCCAUCGGCUACGGCUACUACGUGAUGCCGGACUGCUGGGUCAACACGUGGCUCCAUCAGCACUUCGUCCCCAUCGCCAUCGGAAACACGCUGUUCUGCACCAGCAUGUCCUGUUACUCCAGGUUCCUGGAGCUGCAGUUCCCUCAGAGGAGUAAAGCUCUGCGGACGGCGGCGUUCAUCGUGCCCUUCAUCUUCGACACGGUGCCCCUGUUCUACAGGAUCCUCCUGUGCUGCGGGUGGAGCUGCGGCCCGAGCGGCGCCCUGUCCAGUCACUGCUACCACCUCCUGUUCGCCUUCCUCACCUGCUUCCUGUUCACCGCCCACCUCCCGGAGAGGCUGGCCCCCGGGCGCUUCGACUACUUCGGCCACAGCCACCAGCUCUUCCACAUCAGCGCCGUGGUGGGAACCCACUUCCAGAUGGAGGGCGUCAUCGCCGACAUGGCGGCGCGGAGGGCGUGGCUCCAGGCCCACGGCGUGAUGCCGUCUGUCCUCGGCACCGGGGGGGCCCUGGCCGUCAGCCUCGUCCUCAACCUGGGCAUCAUCGGCAUUUUCAGCGCGCCGUUGCUGCGGAAACCGUGCCACGCCUCUGCGCUGGAGCGCAAGGAGCAGUGAGGGCGCGUCUUCCCCGGCGCCGCUCCUCCUCGUCCCGGAGGAAACGGAUCCGGCCGCUCGACUCUCGCCACUAACCGCUCACAGUAGUCUAACGCUUCCCGUGGGAACACUUGUCCUAACGCCGCCGCACUCCCUCUGGGCUGGCGCGUUCGCCCGGGCGCUGAGGACCCCGGCGCUGCUCUGAGACGCCGUGGGUUGAAGGAAGCGCGCCGUGGCGCCGCCGCACAUUCCUGCACCUCCAUGACCUCUGUGACCCGUCAGGCUCCACCCGGAAGGUCCACUUUGAAAGUUUUUGGUUUUUUUCUCCCUCCUUUUUUCCAACAUGUGACCAGAAUCUCCUUCACUUUAUCGAUUAUUUAAUAUUCUUGAUAACUGGACUCAUUGACGUUUCCUCAUCCACAGAGGACUCUCAUCUAUUUCUAGUAAUGGCUCCUCCCCCCACUUAUCCACCCCCCCUGCACCUGACUGAGGUUGAAAGACGAGUACCACUUUUAUGAUCUCACAUUCCCAUGGCAACGCCGUGCCAGUCCUUUGCCCCCCUGGAGGUGUUCUGUAAUACCCCUUUUCCACUAAACCGGUUCCGGGGCUGGUUCUGGUUCUGGGCCAGUGCUGAGUUUGGAACCGAGCUUUCUGUUUCCACUGACAAAGAACCGGUUCCAAGGUAGCACCAACUCUUUGCUGGGUAGUAAGUAGUAAGUAAAGAACUGCUUACGUAAGCAGAGGGGGGCGGAGUUAUUGAGACCAAUGGCAAUACCAAGACUGGGAGACGGAGACAUUUUCAAAUAAGAAUUCAUCUGGAUGCAACAAAUCAUCAUGGGUCUGAGGAGGAGACGACCUGUCUUUUAGUACGGUGGCCGAGACCCGUCAUUGCUGAAAAUUAAAGAAACGCUGCAAAUAAAAAGAAACACCGCUGAAGAUAAAAUAAACGCUUUGCAAAUAAAAUAACCUCUGCAAAUAAAAACAAACGCCGUUACAAAUCAAAGAAACGCUGCAAAUAUAAAGAAACGCCGCUGCAAAUAAAAAAAAAACACGCAAAUAAAAAAGCCACAAAGGAAGUGAAUUACCGGGGACUAUUUUUGCUGAUGCACCAGCGUUUUUUACGUGAGAGGAGAAUAAGAAGACAAAUCGGACGUAAGUGAAAAGGAAUAAAUAAGAAGAGCGAGGAAUAACAAGAACAAUGAAAAUAAGUGAAAAGGUUAGUGUUCAACGUCGGUAUGUGUAAUUUUUAAUGUGCAACACCGGUGCAUCGGCAAAAAUAGUCCCCGGUAAUUCACUUCCGUUGUGGCUUUUUUAUUUGCGUGGUUUUUUAAUUUUAUUUGCAGCGGGGUUUAUUUAUAUUUGCAGCGGCGUUUCUUUUUGUUUGCAGCGUUUAUUUUAUUUGCUAAGCGUUUAUUUUAUUUGCAGCGGCGUUUAUUUCUGUUUACAGCGUUACUUUUAUUUUUUAGCAAUGGCGGGUCUCGGCCACCGUAUUUUAGAGAUGUGGUUCACGGAAGAGCUACGAGGACCAAGUCCUAUUAGAGCAAAUACAUUGUUGAUGCUUCAACUUUAACGCAAACGCAGCGACGUAACUCAUGUUUGCAGUGACGUAAUGACGUGGCUCCCUUUAGCACCGGAGCUGUGGAAAAACAAACCGGUUCUCAGCUGGUUCCAAGUUGAACGAGUUGUGAACCAGAACCAGCACUGGCCUGGAACCAGUUUGGUGGAAAAGGGGUAGCCGCCGUGAACGUGCAUGAGCUUCAAUCGCGCUUAAAACCUCCACCGACCAGGGAAACAUCCUAAAAUCCCGGCUUGUGGUUUGGUCCUGAAACACAUUUGUUUUUAGUUGAGUUUUAUCAUUUGAUGAUGGAACUGAGAAAAAAGGGUACGGAAUAACCAACUAUUCCCUCCCUCUCCGUUAACUUUUGGGUGCCAAAACAUCACAAUGAAUAUUAACCAUCCUUAUUUACUGACGAAAACUCUUCUUUUUUUUUUACACGUGUAAGUAUUGUUUACAACUACCACUAAAAUAAUGUUACAUCUAUUUAUAGAAUAUCUAUUUAUUGCUUGUUUUAGGUGCUUAAACGAUAUAAAAGGAUAAGUGUUGCUAUUAUAACAAUAACGCUCUGCUAAAAUCUCAAUAAAAGUAAUUUUUUGAUCAAGAUUGCUCUUAAAACGAGUGGAAAGGGAAACAUUAGGGAGGUUUGUUUAUGGUUUUGUUUUUAAAUGUUCGAUUUCAUCCCAGAGAGACGACGCAGAUGAAUAAAUCUUAACUUUAGAAAUAAACUUUCCGCUUGUUUUAAGUGAAAUUUUGGAUCCAGAAAUGACUUGAGAGACACACGCUCACACGCACGCUUAAUCCAGUGGGUAGACGUUUAAACUUGAGGGGAAAUGCAUGUGAUAUUAUGGGAUUGAGGCGAGUUUCUAAGUCUGCGUUGAUGGAAGCAGAGAGAAGGAGUAGGAUCACGCAGCGCGCACACUUUAGUGCCCCAGCAGUUAUUGUUUAGACGUCCAAACACGUCAUCGACACGCACGACGGCCAAACCUCCAGCCCUGCAGGGCAGCGGCCGAUGCUCGGCGUCUCUGACGUCAUCACCUUACAGCCUUCCUCACUUUGACCCGGUUGGUUCCCGGAAUCGCGGCAUUAUGGGCCGUAUAGAGGGAAUGCACAUGACGUCACAGAUGCGAGUUACGCCCACUGAGUGGCAGUAAGACUGAGUGGCAGCGUAAACUUUCAGUUUGAGCAACUCAAAAACAUCUAAAAUGGGAAAGAGCUGUUGUGCGAUCGACUGUACUCAUAGAUUUAGCAAGAAUUAUAGAGUUAUCGUUUUACAGACUGCCAAAAAAUAAGCUUAAGAGAGACAAAUGGGUCGCUGCAAUUCGCAGAAACAACUGGAUUCCAGGCACCGAAACGUGGAUUUGUGGUUCCCAUUUUGUAUCAGGUAAUGUUGGAUUUUUGGGUAGCUAACGUUAAACGGUCAAAUCAUAAAGUUCGGUGUCCUCAUCACUUUGAUUUCCCCAACAAAUCCUGCCUUGAAGUAGGACAAGCGUCAAGACUUUUGUAAGCCUUCAAGCUUUGCUUCGUGUAUUUCCCCGGCGUAGAAAUUAAGUACAUAUAAACAUCAGGAAACUGGAUUCGUGGCCAAAUAUUAAUAUCCAUGGACCACUGGUUCUUCAGGUAACUGUAGGGUCACUGUCAAGUCCAACUGCCUUUAAUUUAAGCCGAUAAUAUCCCGUCUUCUCCAUUAGUUGCAGCUGUUUUUGCCACUCAGUGUGGGUAAGGGGGCUGGUCCAGUGGUGAAGUGACGUCAAUGCAGACUCUCUAUUUUGUUGCCGACACUGAAACCGGUGUUCUGUCAAUUCAUGCUACCCGUCGAGAACUGCUACUUUGUCGAUUUUCAAAGUUUGAUUGCCAUGGCCAUCAUUUCUUGCAUCCCUUCAGUCCACGCUGAAAAAUAUUGUAAUGUUAGAUUUUCCCUCAUCUACUGUUUUAAAUAGUUUUUGAAAUGAGAAAUUGAGACAAUUUUUGUUUGUGUGCCUUUACUUUUAUUUCUUAUUAUUUUAUACUUAUUGUCAAUCCAAAAAUAGUGAUUACAAAAUGGAUAAAUUGAAGUAUAAGUAUGCUGACAUUCAUCCUGCAGUGGCAGUGAGUUGAUUAGUAUCUUACCUGAAUGCAUUAAGUGACGGGAACAUUAUUUGAUAGGAUGUUACUGGACUAUCAAAUUAUGCUACCCUUGAAAUAUUGAUUUAAAAUUGAUAAUAUGCGACGUUGGGUAUUUGAUACUUCAAAAUACACUACCGAUGACAUGAAUUGCAUUACACUUUGUGAACAUUAUACGAUAAGGGGAAAAAAAAACCAAUUCUAUCGCUUUAUUUGAUAUUGAUUCAGUCAUUCGCCUUUAUUUAACCAGGUCAAUAAGAACACAUUCUUAUUUACAAUGACGGCCUGGCAAGCGACAAGGUCCACAAGACAAGGACGUGGGCUACAGGGAGUAAAACACAGUAAAAUUCUAGCUCUACAAAGGUAGAAAACCAUUAGGUAGCAUUUUUUUGAUAGGGUAGCAAAAAUCAACAGAACACAGGUUUAUUUCUCAGAUUUGCACUUUUUUCCCCUCUCUCCUCCUCCUCCUCCACGCACGUUUCCAGCGCCUCAGAGGGUGGAGCCUCCACCUCAGGUGGAAACUCCCUCUGAACCGCAGCAUUCCCAUCAAAAAGGUCCAACCCGGUCGUUCAGCUCUUUAAGGCCGUCUCAAGCCUCCCGAACCGGAUCACUGUGGCUCUCCAAGCGGGUUCUGUUGUGCAGGACACGUGGAGAUGCAAAAAAACACAAAACCAAUUUUUAAAUCGAAAAGUUUACUGAAGGAUGAUCAAUAAUGUGUAACAGAGAGGAAGCUGAGUGGGAGGAGCCAGUCGGUGCAAGAGUUUAGAGAUAAAAGUUAUUGGUGCCUUUUUUUUUAAUUACAUUUUAUACAAUGUUCAUGGUGAUAUAAUGCUCUGUUUAAAAAAAAAAAAACAAAGUACUUUUAAACUGUAUAAAUACUUAUUCGUUUUUUUGCUGUGUAUUAUUUGUAAUUUGUUCUACUAGACUUGUGUAAUAAA